Suncus etruscus (white-toothed pygmy shrew) is the source of this 396-nucleotide messenger RNA. Its product is annotated as 60S ribosomal protein L23a-like. Gene Ontology annotation, biological process: translation; ribosomal large subunit assembly. Gene Ontology annotation, molecular function: structural constituent of ribosome. The record is from RefSeq and is a predicted model, not a curated record. The coding region runs from base 1 to 396 and encodes 131 amino acids. Gene Ontology annotation, cellular component: ribosome; cytosolic large ribosomal subunit. Lineage: Eukaryota; Metazoa; Chordata; Mammalia; Eulipotyphla; Soricidae. The transcript has a single exon.
AUGGAGAUGGCAUUGAGGCCAAAAUGGAAGCCUCUACUACCUCCCAAAGUUGAAACCAAAACCAAAUCUCUGAAGACGAAGAAAGUAGUGCUGAAAAGUAUCCACAACUACAAAAAGAAGAAAUCCAUGUACCCACCUUCCAACACCCAAAACACCAUGGCUGUGAGGCAACUCAAAUAUCCUUGGAAAAGCACCCCCAGGAGAAACAAGUUUGACUAUUAUGCCAUCAUCAAGUUUCCUCUGAUCACUGAGUCAGCCAUGAAGAAGACAGAAGAUAACAACAGACUUGUAUUCAUUGUGAAUGUCAAGGCCAACAAACACCAGAUUCAACAGGCUGUGAAGAAACCUUAUGACACUGAUGUGGCCAAGGUCAACACCCAGAUUAGAACUGAUUGA